AUGACUGAAUAUUCGAGUUCAUUAACAUCGAGUGAGGAAGAUAAUGACUCAGAGUCAAGUUCAGAACAUCCUUUGAAUGAGGUUCAAGAACCUUUGAAUGAAGCAGACCAAGAAUGGGAAGUAGCAUAUAUUGAAGGCACCGAAAUCAAAGAUGAUAGAAGACGUUAUUUGAUUAAAUAUAGAGGUUAUUCACCUUCAGAAUGGCAAGAUGAAACUGCGGUGGAACACUCCGAAUUAUUAGUAGAAGCUUUUUGGAGAAGCUUAAAAAGGCCGGGAACUCAACGUAGUGAUUGGAUCGCCGAACAAAUUAAAGCGGUAGAAGAAGCACCGGAAGAAGAAGAAGAAGAACCUGAACAACAACCUGAAGCAUCCACCUCAAAAGUUCAAGAAGGGCUGAUUAUUAAAGAAGUACCCAUCAAGAAGAAGAAAAAGAAAAAGAAGAAAAAACCAAAAGAGAAUCGAGAAGAACCGAUCAAUUCUGAUUUAGCAGAUUCUUCAUCAUCAUCUUCUGUAUCAUCAACUUCAUCAAUUUCAAGUUCAGAAGAAUCAAAUCAAGAUUCAGAAGAAGUUGAAUUCAAUUCAAAGUAUAUUCCAAAGAAUUUAGAAUUUAGAAAAUUAAUGGAAAAAUAUAGACAAGAAAGAAAACAAAUCAAACUAGAAGAAAGGAAAUCUAAAUUAAAUGAUGAACAAAUUAUCCAACAUAUCUAUUUUAAAAAUGAUUUUAAUCAUAAAGAAUGUUCCAAAAGUUUAUCAAUUAAUCAAGUUAAAGUUCAAGUAGAAAAUCAUCAACAAAUUGAAAGUUCUAAUACUGUUCAAAUUAAUCAAGUAGAAAAUCAUCAAAGGAAAGAUAAAGGGAAAGGGAAAGAAAAAGAAAAAGUUAAUGUUAAUGGAAACGGAAAUGGAAGAAAAAGAAAAAGAGAUAAAGGAAAAGGAAAAGAAAAUGGAACUACAAAAGGAACUGAAAAAGGAAAAGAAAGAGCAAGAGAAGAUGAAGAAACUGAAGAAAAUCAAACCAUGAAAGAAAAUCAAGUAAUAGAAGAAGAACAGGAAGAAGAAGAAAGUGAAGAUGCAUUAGAAGUGACGAAUAAAAGAUUAAAAAAGAUGACGAUUCCAGGUAGUAAUUCUUUAAAGAAAUUAUUAAGGAUUCCAUCCCGGAAUUAA
Messenger RNA from Melampsora larici-populina 98AG31, 1161 nucleotides. RefSeq lists its product as uncharacterized. Lineage: Eukaryota; Fungi; Basidiomycota; Pucciniomycetes; Pucciniales; Melampsoraceae. The transcript is spliced from 4 exons. Bases 1 to 1161 code for a protein of 386 amino acids. The record is from RefSeq and is a predicted model, not a curated record.